Molecule: messenger RNA, 648 nt
Organism: Knipowitschia caucasica
Lineage: Eukaryota; Metazoa; Chordata; Actinopteri; Gobiiformes; Gobiidae
Source: the annotation of a GenBank genome assembly
AUGGAGGUGGACCAGCUGGCGGAUUCGGGGGUGCAGGGGCCGCGCACCACUGAUUCUAGUUUGAGGUUGGAAGAUGUGGUUUUUCAGGACAGCAGGGCGGCGCUUCUGUGUGACACGUCCAUGAGCAGACCACGUCCUUUGGUACCGGCGGUCUGGCGCGCCCGCAUUUUUGAGGCUGUUCACUCCCUGUCUCACCCCGGUGUGAAAGCGACGGUGAAGUUGGUGAGUGCUAAGUUUGUGUGGCCUGGCCUCAAAAAAGACGUUAAGACUUGGGCCUCCACAUGGGUGGCCUGCCAGAGGGCCAAGGUGCAGCGUCACGUGAAAGCUCCCUUGGGUCCUUUUUCAGUUCCCGAGAGACGUUUUGAACAUGUCCAUGUGGACUUGGUGGGCCCUCUUCCCCCUUCCCGGGGGUUCACUCACCACCUGACCAUGGUGGACAGGACCACUCGAUGGCCGGAGGUGGUGCCCCUGUUGUCUACUACUGCGGCAGACGUGGCCCGGGCUUUUAUUUAUUCGUGGGUGGCGCGAUUUGGGGUUCCUCUGGACCUGACUUCUGAUAGGGGCCCCCAGUUCACCUCAGAGCUGUGGACUUCAGUGGCUGGGAGUUUGGGGGUUAAACUUCACCGGACCACGGCAUAUCAUCCGUAG